Molecule: messenger RNA, 915 nt
Organism: Solanum tuberosum (potato)
Lineage: Eukaryota; Viridiplantae; Streptophyta; Magnoliopsida; Solanales; Solanaceae
Exons: 1
Coding region: 1-915 (304 amino acids)
Source: RefSeq, a predicted model, not a curated record
AUGGUAGAGGUCACUAAUCUAGAAGUAACUAAGGGAAUUGAAAUAGGAAGUGUUUUAUACCUACAUCCAUCAGAUAAUCCAGGUGCACCUCUUGUACCAGUCGUUUUCGAUGGAAUUGGUUAUCGAUCCUGGAAAAGAGGCAUCAUCAAAUCUUUGUCAGUAAAGAAUAAAUUGGGUUUCAUCAAUGGAGAUUCUAAGAAACCACUUUCUACAGACCCUGACUGUAAACAAUGGGAGAGGUGUGAUAAUAUGGUUACAUCUUGGAUCCUAAAUUCUCUGAAUAGAGAAAUUGCUGAUAGUGUAGCAUACGUGGACAGUGCUUUAGAAUUAUGGACUGAUUUGGAGGAUCGUUAUGAUCAAACCAAUGGUGCCAAGCUGUAUCAAAUUCAGAAAGAGAUCAAUGAUCUCAUUCAGGGAGUUCUGGAUGUCACAGCUUAUUACACCAAGAUGAAGAAACUUUGGGAAGAAUUGAGUAGUUUAUGCAUCAAAAACCACUGCAGUUGUGCAUGUAGUUGUGGAGCAAAGGAUGUCAUGCACAAGGCUGAACAGGAUAGACGAUUGAUUCAAUUUCUAAUGGGUCUUAAUGAGGUUUACACAAUAAUCAGAGGUAGCAUUUUGAUGAUGAAUCCACUACCAUCUGUGGCACAAGCUUUUGCCAUAUUGAUACAGGAAGAAAAACAAAGAGAGUUUAAAUCUCUUGCUGCUAGCUCUUCAGGGACUUCAGGAUGCUCUUUAGCUGCUAAUGUUUCAGGUACUUCAAAAGGUCAGAAUUUCCAGACAAAUUACUCAUCUGGUUCUCCAAAUCAUAGAGGAAGACCAUUCUGUGAUCACUGCAAGAGACCAGGCCACAUUAAGGAGAAGUGUUAUCAGUUACAUGGAUAUCCACAGAACAAUAAUCGAUCUCAGAAAUCUUAG